Myripristis murdjan (pinecone soldierfish) is the source of this 1321-nucleotide messenger RNA. It is a transcript of the gene nup37, whose product is annotated as nucleoporin 37. NCBI's taxonomy places the organism in Eukaryota, Metazoa, Chordata, Actinopteri, Holocentriformes, Holocentridae. The transcript has 10 exons. The record is from RefSeq and is a predicted model, not a curated record. The coding region runs from base 241 to 1218 and encodes 325 amino acids. Gene Ontology annotation, cellular component: nuclear pore outer ring. Gene Ontology annotation, molecular function: protein binding.
AACGAAUAAGUAUACUUUGUAUUAACGUGAAAUACACAUUUAAGCGUUAUCCAGUGAAUGCUAUUUCUUUAGCUGUAUUAUUAUAAUUAAUAUUGCCUGAAAGCUCCCCUUACCAUUGGCACGGAAUGGUAUAUCCCAUUGCGUACCCGGAAGAAGACUGAAAACAACCCUGACCCGCGCACCGUUUGAUUCGACAAGUGAAGCCCCUGAUCCAAAGCCAGCUGUAGCAGGACACGAAGCAUGCAGGACGAAUCGAGCCGGUCCGCCAGCUACACCGUGGCCUGCGAGGACUAUGUGCAUGUGGUAGAAUUCAGCCCUUUCAGCUGUGGUACUCCUGUGUCUCUCCUGGCCUAUGGAGGAAACCAGUAUGUAGUAGUGGGCACCUGCCUCUUCCAGGAGGAGGACAUGGAGGUAGAAGGAGUUGAAUUCACUGUGCUUCGUGCUUUCCAUCAUGAAUUGCGUGUUGAUGCUCUUGCCUGGAGCCCUGAGUCCCGGCUGGACAGAAUACCCACUAUCAGAUUUUGCACUGCUGCAGCUGACAGAAAACUGCGCCUGUUGACUUCUGAUCUUCAGGAUAGGCAUGAAGUCAAGGUGAUGGAGGGCCACGCCAGCUACAUUAACCACUUGGUGUUCGAGCCCACAGAGGGGAAACAAAUUGCUUCCGUCAGUGAUGACCACACUUGCAGGGUCUGGGAUCUGGAUGGCAAUGAAAACACCACACUCAGACUUCGCUCCCCUGGUGUCAGCGUGUGCUGGCAUCCAGAGGAGGUCUUUAAGUUAAUGGUGGCAGAGAAGAAGGGGACAAUUCGCUUCUAUGACCUGGUUACCCAGCAGGCCAUUCUGUCUCUGGACUGUGGCCAGUCACCUCUCAUGUCGGCUGACUGGUGCCUCACCAAUACUAUCAAAGUCGGUGCUGUGGCAGGCAACAACUGGCUCAUCUGGGACAUUACCCGCUCCAGUUACCCUCAAGAAAAAAGACCAGCCCACAUAGACAAAGCACGGUUGUUCAAGUGGUCUCGAGCCAAUGAAAACCUCUUCUCCACCACUGGAUGUCCAGGGAAGAUCAGUAGUCAGUUACUCAUCCACCAUCUUGGUCACCCACAGCCAGUGAUGCUUGGAUCAGCCUCAGUGGGAGCGGGACUCAGCUGGCACAGGACACUCCCUCUCUGUGUGAUUGGCGGCGACAGGAAGCUUUUAUUUUGGAUGACUGAAAUGUAGUCAUCUUGUACAGUACUUUCCAUGAUGUGUAAGAGUUGUACAGAUUUUCAACACCAGGUCCUCUAUUUCUAUUCUAGUGCACAAUAAAAUAUUUUUGUGAGUA